AUGGCCCAGGGCGGCGACGGCGUCUACGCCCUUGUUCGGACCACAUACCCCGAUUGCCAUGGCGCGCCCUGCGUUGACGAGAUGAGGGCGAAACUCACGGGUCCCACGGGCCUUCACUUUGAGAUGACCGACGAGGGUCUCUGCCCCAUACACAGGCCGAUCGUUGAGAAAGCUCAGAGCGAAGCUCGGACUCAAAAGACGGAGCCGGAGCAGGAGUCGGGGUCGGGGUCGGACUCGAAGCAGGACGGUACUGGUACUGGUGCUGGUGCUAGUGCCAGUGCUGAUCCCAUGUCCCUUGAGGGUCUGAACAUCUCGACCGAAGCAAUGACUGGCGAAAAGGAGUAA
Messenger RNA from Cladophialophora yegresii CBS 114405, 345 nucleotides. RefSeq lists its product as uncharacterized. Bases 1 to 345 code for a protein of 114 amino acids. NCBI's taxonomy places the organism in Eukaryota, Fungi, Ascomycota, Eurotiomycetes, Chaetothyriales, Herpotrichiellaceae. The record is from RefSeq and is a predicted model, not a curated record. The transcript has 2 exons.